This is a messenger RNA of Pyricularia pennisetigena, 2589 nucleotides long. RefSeq lists its product as uncharacterized. The transcript has a single exon. Lineage: Eukaryota; Fungi; Ascomycota; Sordariomycetes; Magnaporthales; Pyriculariaceae. The record is from RefSeq and is a predicted model, not a curated record. The coding region runs from base 1 to 2589 and encodes 862 amino acids.
AUGCCACUGAGCGUUCUGAGGCAUUAUCUUCGUCGCUCAACACCAAGCUUCGUUGCGGUUCUUUCGCUCUAUCGUCCAGGACAGAUCGGUCAGCAAUUUGUUUUGAGUGAAGCUUUACAUACCACAAGCUCGAACUCGGCGGCUGUACAGACAGCAAACCUUACACAAUGUCAUUAUCCCAACGACAGGUCAGCCUUGGCGCGGAAUCCGGAGCGCUUUGCUACUGUCGACCUCGACGCUCUCGACGGAGGUGACAAAGCGUCCUCCGGCUUCUGUGACUACUCUCCAGAGGAUGAAAUACAAACCAGAGCAACGUCCGAAUCCUCGCCAGAUUUCGCAAGUACAUCAGGCUACGGGAAAUGGGAAAGCCUUUCGAAGAACCAUGCACGGCUGAGAGAAGAAUCGACACCUCCCCCGCCCGGAACCGAUGGAGGACGACUAAUAGAUAGCCCCGAAGGAGAGGUGGAUCUAGCUUUAUGGGCAUGCCUUUUGGAUUUCUGUCAGAGAACUGUGUCUCUUGACGGAGCGGUUUAUCUAGUGAGCGAACUCUUCCGACGCCGGAAGCUUUACCAGACAGACCAUCCCUUGGCCGAGAAUUUCUGGCAAACUGUAGUGGAUCUCUGUAUCCAUGACGACACGCUACUCGAACAGCUUCUCGGACACGCCUUGUGGAUGCAGGACAAGCGAGACACCCGCUGGCCUCAGCUCUAUGGUUCCAUAAUGAAUCCUUUGGUGGCCAGUCGUCAAAUCAACCGUGCUUUUCGUUGGCAUCUUCUGUUGAAUUCCUUCGCAGCUCCCACCAGGACAGAAUUCGUCGAAGUUCUCAAGACGGCAGUUCUGGAUGAGGAUCAAGAUGUCAAGAACCUGCUGCAGAGUAUCUACAUAACGAGCACGCAUCGCGGCCUGUAUGACAUCCUGGUACCAUUCUUCUGGGAGCAGGGUCUCUGCGGCAUGGCACAAAGAUGGAGGCACACCUUCAUCAGACACAACGACGGCCCCCGCUCUCGAGCCUCACAACCAUUCAUUAGGUAUUUUGCAGCCUACUUCCCACAGAAGCCUUUAGUAGAGCAAGAAGUCGGAAUAGCCGGUCUUGAUACCGAGUUUACUGAACUCGAAGGGUCUGCAGAGGACGUGGGCGGCGACGUCAGUGCGCUCUUGACCUUUCUUGGCGGCAGGCCUCUUGGAACGGACGAAACGUACAAUGAUACCCUUGGGGCAAGGUGGUUUGCUAGCUCAUGGAUAUCUCUUGAGACUGCCAUAGACUUUGUGCAUGCAUUGGGAGUCUCGAGGAUUGGGCCUCUAUCACUUCAGUCGAUCGCACUGCGUGAAAAGUCAACUGCAGAUCUGGUUCAUCGACUCAAGCAACUCGACAGCUGCGGAAUACGGAUUGGUGCUUCCAGGUAUGCGCGGGCCGUUAGGUACAUGGCAACAUCUGGGGACUGGAACACGCUCCAAGACCUGCUUCGCUCGGAUAUACACCCCGAUGUUUUUGAUGACGAUGCAGCCCAGGAAAAGAUCCGAAAGGCGUGCCAGAUGGCCAAUGAUUGGAAAACAUACCGGAUGCUCACUGCUGUUAGGGUUGCUGAGACGCUUGACGGAGUGACCAUCGAAUACAACAAUUACCUGUCAUCCGCGGACCUACUCUCGAAACGGGUUGCGACAAAGAUCUUAAGCCAGAUGCAAGCCAGCGACAUACCUCUCUACGCCUCAACAAGCGCCCACAUGUCCCAGUACAUGCUGGAUCACAUGCCACAUAGGCAGUAUUACCUAGAUCCAGAUACCGACUACUUCCUUAAGCUUAGCCGUCUGAUGCUAGCUACUCCAUAUCCCCCUCCAGCCAGAGUGUGGCAGAGUCUCCUGGACUCGCUUAGCUACACCCUAGACAUAGACCGGCUGGAGGAGGUGAGUCUAGAGAUUGUUCACCACUACUGGGAUCCCAAAAGAGAUCACCAACCUAGUAUUAAAAUACCAACUGCCGAUGUCCCUCCAACGUUCCACGCGCUGCAGCCAGACAAGCCCUUUCAGACACUACCUCGCGACCUACCUUUGACGAACAGCAGCCAUCCAAUCGCCAAGAUAUUCAAUCAUCAAUUCCAGCGGCAUAUUGUUCGUCGUGCCUUCAAAAGUGCACUGGUCCGCCGCUCUAAGCCGUGCCGGCUCAGUUCGAGAUCAUCAGCGGCAGACUACGGUAUUGCCCGAGGUGUAAAGUUUCUGGCAGACUUGAAAAAUGCAGGUGUCAAUGUCCCGGAUCUUACAGUUCGGAAAGCUGUCAUAUCCUGCCUUGUAGACUUGUUCAGCUUCGACUGGGUGCCUCGACAGCACUUCUUGACGAAACUGACCGCUGCCAACCAGUACACUCUUGAUGAGGCGAGAGAUCUAUUCAACGAGGCAUGGGGAGGCUCUUUACUCCCGGCCGGAGAAGAGUUGCAGAGAAUUAUUGAUGUCGAGGGCAUGGCACGACAGCAACGGAAAGAAACGCGCAUUAUGAAAAUGGAAGCGCGUCAUGGGAUGUCACAGAUCGAGCUUCGGCGCGAAAUAUUUCUCAGUAUUGCUCGCAUUGUGAGCUGGUUAGAGAAGAUGGCCCGUUGA